GAAAAUUGCGCAUUUUCUUUGCUAAUUGACGACCAUAUGCUCGAACGUGUAAUAUCUUGCACGGAAUUAGAAGCUUCUCGAGUUUUGGGUAAAAAAUUUGGAAUUUUAAAAUGGGGACCAAACUUCUUUUUCAACACCGUGAAAUGUUUACCGUUUACCAAAAUAUUGAGAUUUAUUCGCUUUGAUAAGAAAAGUGAUGGAGGUCAACGUUUACAAAGUGAUAAAUUUGUUUCUAUGUCAAUUGUAUAUGUCGAUUGAUUUUACAUAUCAUUAAGCUUUCAUGCACAUGGGCACGUGAUCGAAGUAUGCCCGAUCAACGCGUUCCUGCGUACGUGUACGCAAGAAUUACCAAUUAGCCUCAGAGCGCAAACUCCAAGGCCAUCAUGGUCUGACCUUUCUAGAAUCGAUGUCAGCUGUAUGACAUAAGUUUAUUCAAAAUAGUCAGAGUUGCGACAAACUAGGUGGAAAUGUUGCAAUUGGCAAACAACUCUUUCCAUCUAAAGCCAGAUGCAGAUUCAUUCAAUAUAUAUUUGGUAUUAAUUGCACUACGUAACAUGGGAUUUUUUUCGUAAGAAAUCAAAGUAAUAAAUCAAUAAAUAUAAAAAUAUUCGUAUUUAAAGACCAGUCACUGGUUGAUUGGUUCGAUCCUCAUCGGUAUUGUUAA
Messenger RNA from Heterotrigona itama, 664 nucleotides. NCBI's taxonomy places the organism in Eukaryota, Metazoa, Arthropoda, Insecta, Hymenoptera, Apidae. The record is from the annotation of a GenBank genome assembly.